UAACCUAAUUAGCCAUUACAGAAUCUGAAUGCAACGCAAGCCCUAUAUUGUACAAGAACGGUGGCCCAGAUUUGCAGGAGCAGUAUAGAAGCACCGCUUUUUUCUCGCAUUGGCGCUGAGAUUCCGAAAAGGGAACUCUCACAAACGUAAACACAACUCAUCCCCCCUCUCUCUCUCUCCGUUUCACAUUAGAUCGAACUUUCCCCCCUUUUCCUCCAUCUUCGUCUUCCUCGCCCCCUCUUUCCCGUUUCCCGCGGAAAUUUCUAUGUCACUCACUACCACACCGUAAAUCCAAGUAACAGUUUUGCUUCAUUGGCGUAAAUCUGCAGCGGAGUUUGAGAGAGGCAAGUCCUUAGUGGUUAAAGGUAGUUGCACCUGGUGAAAUUUGAAAAGAUUUCUGUGGUUCAAACUACUGACAAGAUGGGAACUCAACAAUGUGAUUUGUCUGAAAAAACAGCAAAGAUCGGCGCUGAAUGUUUAGACAACGAACAGAGAGUACUUGGUAAUGAGGUAACUGAUUCUGUUAUUGAUGAAAAAACAGCUCAUGUUGGUUCUGAGGGUUUAGACGACGAACGCAGAGUACUUGGUACUGUGGCAACCAAUUCUGUAACUGAUGAAGAAACAGCUAAGAUCGGCUCUGAAUGUUUAAACAACGAACAGAGAGUGCUUGGUACUGUGGCAACCAAUUCUGUUAUUGAUGAAAAAUCAAAUCAAGUUUUGGGGAAUGUGACUGAGAACUCUGUUAGUCAACUGCCUGUACCCUCUGAACAAGUCCCUGUUUGCUUAUCUGAUGAUAAAUUGGAAAACAAAUGUCUUCAAGAUGUUCAAAAUAAACAUGGGGAAACGAGUGAUGCAGUUGCUUCCGUUGUUGUUGAAGAACCAACACAAUCCGUUCUUGCACAAGUGAACUCGGAUUCUGCGAAUAAGCCAUCUGAUCCACCUUCUGGAGAUGGCGUGAAAGAUACUAGCCUUCCAAAUGAGCCUAGUGAAAUGAGUGAUGCAGUAACUUCCCUUGUUGUUGAAGAACAAACACAACCUGUUCCUGCUCAAGUGAACUCGGAAUCUGCGAAUAAGCCGUCAGAUUCACCUUCUGGAGAUGGUGUGGAAGAUAUUAGUCUUCCAAAUGAGCAUGGUGAAAUGAGUGAUGCAGUAACUUCCCUUGUUGUUGAAGAACAAACACAACCCGUUCCUGCUCAAGUCAACUCGGAUUCUGCGAAUGAGCCAUCAGAUCCACCUUCUGGAGAUGGUGUGAAAGAUAUUAGUCUUCCAAAUGAGCCCGGUAAAAUGAGUGAUGCAGUAACUUCCCUUGUUGUUGAAGAACAAACACAACCCAUUCCUGCUCAAGUGAACACACAUUCUGUGAAUAAGCCAUCGGAUCCACCUUCUGGAGAUGGUGUGAAAGAUAUUAGUCUUCCAAAUGAGCCUGGUGAAAUGAGUGAUACAGUAACUUCCCUUGUUAUUGAAGAACUAACACAACCCGUUCCUGCUCAAGUGAACACACAUUCUGCGAAUAAGCCAUCGGAUCCACCUUCUGGAGAUGGCGUGAAAGAUAUUAGUCUUCCAAAUGAGCCUGGUGAAACAAGCAACGCAGUAGCCGGCCUUGUUGAAGACCACACACAAUCCAUUCCUGCUCAAGUGAAUACAGAUUCUUUGAACGAGCUACGGGAUCCACCUUCUGGAGAUGGUGCUAAAAAUGUUAGCUCUGAUUGUUCAGAAAGAAAGUCUAAAAGCUUAGCUCGUUCAAGUUCGAGACAAGGGGGUAAAAGUAACUCAAAAUUACCGAAGAAGUAUAUAUUGAGGUCGUUGGGAAGCAGUGACAGGGCUCUGCGGCCAAGAGAUAAUAAACCUAAAGCUCCUGAACCAAUUAAUAAUGUUGCUGAUGUUAACAGUGAUGAAACAAAGACAAAAAAAGAGAAGAAGAAAAAGAAAAAGCCAAGAAAAGAGGGAAUUAAUGAUCAAUUUUCUAGAAUCAGAGCUCAAUUGAGAUACUAUUUAAACCGAAUGGGAUACGAACAGAACUUGAUCGAUGCUUAUUCUGGUGAGGGCUGGAAAGGAGGCAGUUUGGAAAAAUUAAAGCCCGAGAAGGAGAUUCAACGGGCUAAGUCUGAAAUUCUUCGACGUAAAUUAAAAAUUAGGGAUCUAUUUCAAAAUUUGGAUUCAUUGUGUGCUGAAGGAAAGCUUCCUGAAUCAUUGUUUGAUUCCGAGGGAGAGAUUGAUAGUGAGGAUAUAUUCUGUGCAAAAUGCCAGACCAAAGUGUUGGGCACUAAUAAUGAUAUAAUUCUUUGUGAUGGUGCUUGUGACCGUGGAUAUCACCAGCUCUGUUUGGAUCCUCCAUUGUUAACUGAAGACAUUCCACCUGGCGACGAGGGUUGGUUAUGCCCAGGAUGUGAUUGCAAAGAUGACUGCAUCGAUAUUGUUAAUGACUUGUUAGGGACAAGUCUCUCUCUUACUGACACUUGGGAGAGGGUUUUUCCUGAAGCAGCUACAGCUGCUGGAAGUAUCUUGGAUAAUAACUUGGGACUUCCUUCAGACGAUUCUGAUGAUGAUGAUUAUAAUCCUAAUGGUCCAGAGGAUGUGGAGGUUAAAGGAGGUGAAUCUAGUUCUGACGAAUCUGAGUAUGCUUCUGCUUCUGAGAAUUUGGAGGAGACGCAUCACGAGGAUCAAUACAUGGGUCUUCCUUCUGAAGAUUCAGAAGAUGAUGAUUAUGAUCCUGAUGCUCCAAAUCUCGAUGUUAAAGCCACUGAGGAAAGUUCAAGCUCUGAUUUCACAUCUGACUCUGAGGAUCUUGCUGCUACAAUUAAGGAUAACAUGUCUGUUGAACAAGAUGGCGGCGUCACAUCUGCAUCCUUGGAUAGUGUUAAGAACAAAGGUUCUAAUAAACAAAAUCGCAAGAAGCCAUCUAUAGCUGAAGAACUGUCAUCUUUGGUAGAGCCAGAUCUCGGUGAAGAAGAUUUCACUCCGGUUUCUGGGAAAAGAAAUGUGGAAAGGUUGGACUACCAAAAGCUGUAUGAAGAGGCAUACCAUAGUGCCACUAGUGAGGAUGAAGAUUGGGCUGCUACCGCUACUCGAAGUAGAAAAAAAAAACUAACUGGCCAAAUUACUCCAGUGUCACCAAAUGGAAGUGCCUCAAAUAAUUCCAAACGUUCUGCUAAGAGGAACACCCAUCGGCAUAAAGUUGAUAACACAAAUAAUUCUCCCACCAAAACACUUGAAGGAUGCACGGAAUCUGGUUCCAGGGGUAAAAAGCGCGGAUCUCCGCACAAAAAACUUGGAGAAGCUGCUGUUCAGAGGCUUUACAAAUCUUUCAAAGAAAAUCAAUAUCCAGAACGAGCCACAAAAGAAAGCUUGGCGCAAGAAAUUGGACUCACAUUUCAUCAAGUUGACAAAUGGUUUGGAAAUUCUCGAUGGAGCUUCCGACAUUCAACACAUAUGAAAGCAAGUCCAGGUAGUAAUGCUUCGCAUCAGGCCACUGACAGCAAAGCUAAAAAGAAAGGAGAGAUGGGUAAUGCUUCGCAGCAGGUCACUGACAAUGGAGCAGAAAAUAAAGGAGAGAAGGAACGUGGAUUAGUUUCCCAGGAGACUAUUGGAGAAAAAUCAAGAACCCCGAGAUCUAAGAAAAGGAAGCAGCAGGACACUGACAGUGGAGCUGAAAAGAAAGGAGAGAUGGGUAAUGCUUCACAGCAGGUCACUGACAAUGGAGCCGAAAAUAAAGGAGAAAAGGAACGUGAAUUAGUUUCCCAGGAGACUAUUGGAGAAAAAUCAAGAAUCCUGCGUUCUAAGAAAAGGAAGCAGCAGGCCACUGACAGCGGAGCUGAAAAGAAAGGAAAGAUGGGUAAUGCUUCACAGCAGGUUACUGACAAUGGAGCAGAAAAUAAAGAAGAGAAGGAACCUGUAUUAGUUUUACAGAAGACUAUUGGAGAUAAAUCAAGAACCCCAGCGUCUAGGAAAAGGAAGCAAUUGUCUGAGCCGCACGCAUCUGAAGCAGUGUUGGCCCCUAACGACCCAACCCCACCGAAAGUUGAAACAGGCAAGAAAACGAAGAAAAAGAAAGGGAAAUGAUACAUAUUGCCGAAGAAAAAGAAAGGGAAAUGAUACAUAUUGCCUUUUUUCCUAAGGCAGAAAGAUUAGCAUCCAUCCUUUUGUGCGAUUGAGAUUCUCAGAUGAUCAGCUUGGAUAUGGGAUGUUUCUGUUCCGGGAGAUAAUCUCUCAUUUGUAUUAGUUUGUAUUUUAAGAAAUAGCUAUUCAGGUAUUCAUGUCAAGUGACUUGGUUUUAGAGUUCCCUCAUGCAAACCUUAAAAAUAGUUGUAAGUUAUCAGUUUUUGAUGUAUUUUUUGUUUUCAUUCA
Vicia villosa (hairy vetch) is the source of this 4344-nucleotide messenger RNA. Its product is annotated as homeobox protein HAZ1-like. Lineage: Eukaryota; Viridiplantae; Streptophyta; Magnoliopsida; Fabales; Fabaceae. The record is from RefSeq and is a predicted model, not a curated record. The transcript has 10 exons. Gene Ontology annotation, cellular component: nucleus. Gene Ontology annotation, molecular function: chromatin binding; DNA binding. Bases 421 to 4059 code for a protein of 1212 amino acids. Gene Ontology annotation, biological process: chromatin organization; regulation of DNA-templated transcription.